AUGAGUGAUUCUAAACCUGUGCAGACUCCUCUGGCCCCACAUUUCAAACUGACCAAAGAUCAGUCUCCCACAAUUGAUGAAGAAAGAGCUUUCAUGGACACCAUACCCUAUACUAAUGGGGUUGGUAGCCUAAUGUAUGUCAUGGUGUGUACUAGGCCUGACUUGGCCUACUCACUAAGCAUAGUAAGCAGAUUUAUUGGUGAUCCAGGACAAGAGCAUUGGUCAGCCUUGAAAUGGAUUCUAAGGUAUGUCAAGGGCUCACUUGACAUUGGUCUCACUUUUGGAAAUAAGUCUAAUUCUCAAGAGGAAUUAACUGGGUUUGUGGACUCUGAUUAUGCUGGGAGCAUUGACACCAGAAAAUCACUCACAGGUUAUGCUUUCACAGUAUUGGGAGGUUGUGUAAGCUGGAAAUCCAAUCUUCAAAAGGUUGUGGCUCUCUCAUCUACUGAAGUUGAAUAUAUGGCAGCAACUAAGGCUGUCAAAGAAGCCAUUUGGCUCAAGGGUCUCACAAAAGAAUUGGGGUUUAACACAGAUGAUGUCACUGUGUAUUGUGACAACCAAAGUGCUCUCCACCUAAUGAAAAACCCCAUGUUUCAUGAGAGAUCCAAGCACAUAGACAUCAAACUUCAUUUUAUCAGAUAUGUUGUUGCAAGGAAAGAAGUAACCAUGAAGAAAAUCAACACUGCUCACAACCCAGCUGACAUGCUAACCAAGUGUGUCACCCAGGCCAAGUUCAGACAUUGUCUGAACUUACUAAAUGUUAAUGGCUACUGA
Molecule: messenger RNA, 774 nt
Organism: Cannabis sativa
Lineage: Eukaryota; Viridiplantae; Streptophyta; Magnoliopsida; Rosales; Cannabaceae
Product: secreted RxLR effector protein 161-like
Exons: 1
Coding region: 1-774 (257 amino acids)
Source: RefSeq, a predicted model, not a curated record